GUCAGCACAUCAGGAGAGCGCUCAGCGUCAAGGUUGGCUGGAAAAGAUCUAUAACUAUUUUUUUUUUCAUUCAAACACUCCUGGUUGUUCUAAAUGGAGGUGAUCAAUUCAUUCCAAGAGGUGGAUCAAGAUUAUGGUGGAGAUGAAACAUCCCCUGGGACAGAUUUGGAGACGGCUCUGGAGGAAUGCAGGGUUUCUCUCCAUCUUUUUCUGAACAACAGGUUUGCAGACGCUUUGGCAGCUUUAAAACCUCGGAAGAGCCACAGUAUGUACCAUGCAUUGGGCUACAGCAGCAUCUUAUUAAUGCAGGCUGCCAUGACCUUUGACCCAAAGGACAUGGAUGUAGCCAUGGAGUCACUCUGCGAAUCCUUGCACGUCUGCCAGAGGUUUCGAAGAAAAGUUGGAAUAAUGGAGAGCUUGGUUAACUUGUGGCAUGGACAACCAGUUGACAAUUUGACAGAAGAGGAGAUGCAUGCAGAGCUUUGCUACGCUGAAGUUUUGAUGCAGAAAGCCGUACUCACGUUCCUGGAUGACAAUAUAAUCAGCUUCAUCAAAGGAGGGAUGGGGAUGAGAAGCAGUUAUCAAAUUUACAAGAACUGCCAGGCCAUGGAAAUCGCCAUGAAAGAUGUGGAAAAGAAGAAGAGUACUCAUGUUCAUUUUCGAGGUGGGGUCAACAUGGGCAUUGGAUCUUUUAAUCUGAUCCUGUCCCUGCUUCCAUCCAGAGUCCUCAGACUGAUGGAGUUUCUGGGCUUCUCUGGAGACAGGGAGCUUGGAUUGUUCGAGCUGAGGGAGGGAGCAACAAGCAGCAGCCUCCGUUCCAUCCUCAGCACUCUGACUCUGCUGAUGUUUCAUCUCUACAUCACAGUCACACUUGGAACUGGAGACGUAAAUCUCACUGAGGCUGAUGCUCUGCUAAAACCAUUUGCUGAUAAAUUCCCAAAUGGAGCUCUCAUGCUUUUCUACACUGCACGAAUAGCUGUACUGAGAGGGAACUUCACAUUUGCCCAGGAGAAGUUCCUGGCGUGCAUUUCAACUCAGCAAGAGUGGCGUCAGAUUCACCACCUGUGCUACUGGGAGCUGAUGUGGGCCUACUCCUUUGAACAAAACUGGAUGGAGGCGUAUCGAUAUGUCGACCUGCUCUGCAGGGAGAACAAGUGGUCCCAGGCCACUUAUGUGUUUCAGAAAGCUGCCAUCUUGAGCAUGCUCCCAGAAGAAGAAGUAACUAAACUGGGGGAGAAUAUAGUGACUUUAUUCAGGCAGGUGGAUGGCCUCAGAAUAAGACUUGCAGGGAAAUCAAUUCCAACAGAGAAGUUUGCUGCGAAGAAAGCUCAGAGAUACUCUUCUGUGAAUCCUGGGAAACUUGUCGUCCCUGCAUUGGAAAUGAUGUAUGUGUGGAAUGGUUUCAAAGUAGUCGGGAAAAGGCCUGACCUGACUGAAAACAUUCUGUCUACUUUAGACAAAGCAGAGGAGCAGCUCCAAAAUAAUCCAGCACCAUCGGAGUACCACCUGGAUGAUCUGUGUGUCGUGCAGCUGCUCAAGGGCCUGUGUCUAACUCAGCUGGGACGCCUGGUACAAGCUGAGAUCUGUUUCAACUAUGUCAUUUCCAGCGAAAAGAAGAUCAAGCAUGACACAUAUCUGGUGCCGUUUACGAUGUAUGAGCUGGGUUUGUUGCACAAGCAGAAAGGAGACAUCCAAACAGCCAUCACAGUCAUAGAAAAUGCCAGGAUGAACUACAGAGACUACAGUAUGGAGUCAAGGCUACACUUCCGCAUCCAUGCAGCUCUCAACACCAUGGGCUCAUUUGAAGCCAAACUCCCUCCAUCACGCACACCUGCCUGAAGAACAUGUGGCAAGAAAACUGACAAAUGGAUCCAACGCAACCCAAAUCUUACCAGCUACCUUCAGCUCUUAAGUGUGAAUAAAAUAUUUCAGCUGUAACAUGCUUACAAGACACACCUUCUUUUUGAAAGUCGACUUUAUAAUUUUUUUUAGAUUUUGAAGCAUAGAUUGAUGUUUUUAACGUCUACCUGAAAGUUAUACUAAUUAGCUACAAAUUAUUAUUUUAUAAAAUCCCCAAAUAAACUGGAUACAUUCAGUGAUUUUCACAUUUGUAUUUUCUGAGAUUAAAAUAUUACAUUUUUAUCACUAACACUGUUUUUUUUGGGUAUUGAGCAGUAAUAUGUGUUCUUAAUUUAGCAAAACUGGUAAAAAUGUGUUAACAUAAAACUGAGUUUUAAGUUUAAAAUCACAACUAAGGUUUUCUGCACUGGGCACUGUCCCUGCUGAGGGUGCUGUCUGAUGACUCAAAAAAGAACAUUGCUAACAACACAGAACAUAUCCACAUAGAUUUGUAACCACAAAUGCACACUGCAGGUAAAAAUCCAAAUGGUCAUUUUUUCCAGCUAUGAACUAAGUUUGAAUUUUAAUUAUGGGUCUAGUAAUCCUUGAAGGAAUGCAUGUUGCCUGCCACCUUUCAGGCCAGUUUUAGACUAAGAUUAGCCUGGUAAACACCAGCAGAUCCUUGUCCUUCACUUUGCGGAACUGCGUGGGAAGGCAAGGGCCAGGCUAGACUAAGAUCAGCUUACGUUAAGAAAUUAUGACAACAUAGGCGUUUUGGUCAAAACUUGAAAACAACUUGAUAUGCAGACUUGUGAUAUUAGAUGUCAUGUUCAGAGUAUGUGUCAGGGUCAGAUAAAUUUAAACCAAUUUCACAUCUCAUUUUAGCUUAAUAUUUGCAAAAUUGACUGAGUUAUAACUAUUUUCGUAUAGACUAAUGCUGAUUAGUUGUGGCGUCUCAGUGACGGGCAUGCUCAGUGAUGCAAAACCAAUUAGCCCAACAAUAAUAAUAACAUUUAACUGCAGUAAGUCCUGCUUCACCUGGAAAAAAAAUCACAAACACUUGAAUAUCCCCAAUUGCUUGAAAACAACUAUCUCAGUCCCUGAAUAUUUUUUUUACCUCCUAUUCAAACAGCUUCUUCACUUCUGAUUAGUGGGGAGUUUCAGGGGGAAAACUGUCUUUAUUUUUUUAGCCUAGCUCUCAUUGUGUCUUCAAAGCAGUUGUAACUAAACCAUUUCUGCAUAACAAUAACAACGCCAAGUGUGCCAUUUGUGUGAAUAAAUAAGUGUAACAUCUUG
Molecule: messenger RNA, 3135 nt
Organism: Austrofundulus limnaeus
Lineage: Eukaryota; Metazoa; Chordata; Actinopteri; Cyprinodontiformes; Rivulidae
Product: tetratricopeptide repeat protein 39B
Exons: 18
Coding region: 94-1839 (581 amino acids)
Molecular function (GO): protein binding
Source: RefSeq, a predicted model, not a curated record